CUCUUAUUUGAUCACUCAGGCACCAAAAUCCUUUCAUUUCAUUUGGUCGAUCUAGAAUCGGUGUAUAAGUUAGUUUGGUUCCUCCAAUUUCAGUUCUGCUGGAAAAAAUUGAGUUACUUUUGGGUUAAAGGAAGGGCGCCUUAUGGAUCGAAUUCGUUUAGUUUAUAAAUGAAAGAUAGGGAUUGUGAUAUUUAAAAAUAUCUUUUGUGCCGUUGCAUUUUAAGAUCUUAGUCAUAAUAAAUUUAGUGUAUGUUUAAUUUCAGAAGAAACCUUGUGUAUAGUAUGUACGGAUUAUGUAAUUAUGUUUCUCCAAGGUAGUGAUGAGCAUCAGUGAUCAGUUUUGGUCAUUUGAGAUUUUGAUUUUAGGGUUUUGAUAUGACAAGAAACUACGAAUAGAUGAAGUAUCCAUCUUCCAUUUAAUGAUAUGCUAGUGUCAAGACUGGGGGGACUUGUAAAGUAGCUUUCAGAUAUGUUCACUUCUUAGCAUAUUAGCCUGUUUUGACUUCAGGAACGGUGUAAACACAAAUUAACUGUCUUAAUUAUGUCCGUGUGCAAUGUUUUUCCUUGGGGAAACUUUCUCAGGGCCGUCCUGUUAGGGUAUGGAUUGUGUUGACGAGAGUAAAUUAUCAUGGUGCAGUGCCUAGACGGAUACAAGCAUUUGUGUGCUUUUGUUUUAAAUUGUUGUAAUUUGGAUUUGUAUAAGCAACCUGGACUUGAAGAUCCUGAAAUUCUUGCAAGCGAAACUGUCUUUAGUGUAAGCGAAAUAGAAGCGCUCUAUGAGCUGUUCAAGAAGAUUAGUAGUGCUGUUAUUGACGACGGACUGAUCAACAAGGAAGAGUUUCAAUUAGCUCUAUUUAAAACAAACAAGAAGGAAAGCUUAUUUGCGGACCGGGUCUUUGACUUGUUUGACACAAAGCACAAUGGGAUAUUAGGUUUUGAAGAGUUUGCUCGUGCUCUCUCCGUCUUUCACCCCAAUGCUCCUAUUGAUGAUAAGAUUGGGUUUUCUUUUCAGCUAUAUGAUCUCAAGCAGCAAGGAUUUAUCGAGAGACAAGAGGUGAAGCAAAUGGUAGUUGCCACACUUGCUGAAUCAGGAAUGAAUCUUUCAGAUGAUGUGAUCGAAAGUAUCAUCGACAAGACAUUUGAGGAAGCGGAUACCAAACAUGACGGGAAGAUAGAUAAAGAGGAGUGGCGAAACCUUGUUUUACGACAUCCUUCUCUGUUGAAGAAUAUGACCCUUCAAUAUCUCAAGGACAUCACGACGACUUUCCCGAGCUUCGUGUUCCAUUCUCAAGUUAACGAUACUUGAGAUAGUGUCAGAGUUUAUUUGUUGAGUGGUGCUGAUAGUGCUUGUUUCUUUCUGUAUGAUUCCGAUGCUAGCUUCAGGGUAAUGAUAAGAAGUGGGCUCAUAGUAUGCCGGUAAUGCUGUUUUACUCUCCUAUAGUUUGUGUCAGAUCUAAGUGGAGGGAUUAGAUUGAGAGUUUUCAACGUGAGUCUGACUAUUCAUGUAUUCAUGUGACAUGUAUGAGACUUAUAAAAGCAAUGUUGUGGUUCUCUCUUUAUCUUGCGUGGGGUGGUUACUGCUGAAAACAAAGAACAAAAAUAAGAUGCUCCUCUUCAUAUA
Molecule: messenger RNA, 1621 nt
Organism: Papaver somniferum (opium poppy)
Lineage: Eukaryota; Viridiplantae; Streptophyta; Magnoliopsida; Ranunculales; Papaveraceae
Product: calcineurin B-like protein 3
Exons: 9
Coding region: 629-1306 (225 amino acids)
Biological process (GO): calcium-mediated signaling
Molecular function (GO): kinase binding; calcium ion binding
Source: RefSeq, a predicted model, not a curated record